AUGAAUGUCUUUUCUGCACAAUCACACAGAACACAGCUGAUCCUGGCAGCUGUGUCCGCAUCUUUACUGACAUCAGGUCUGUUUACUGCAUAUAAUGCCUACAGUCGACGUGAACGGAGACGUGGCCUCGAUCGAGAUAUCCUUAGGUCAAUAGCAGACCAGAAUGAAGGUUCCAAACAGCAUUCAAGACCCAAGGACGAUGAGUUAUUGGAUGAGCAAAUGAUCCGCAUCGGUGCUAACGGACAUGACGAAGGGCUGACCAGGGAGCAGCUCGCGCGGUGCUAUGCGUUUUUCGGAGAUGAGGGCAUGGCACGCGUUCGGGAAAAAUCUGUCGUCGUCGUCGGCUGCGGUGGCGUUGGCAGCUGGGUGGCAGUCAUGUUGGUGAGGUCAGGCGUGUCGAAGAUCCGAUUGGUGGACUUCGACUAUGUGACGCUUUCCUCGUUGAACAGACACGCCACGGCUGUGCUUGCGGAUGUAGGAACGCCGAAGGUGGGAUGCAUUGAGCGGACUCUCAAGCAGAUCAGUAGGUGUGUGGAGGUAGACAGCCGCCUUGAGGUCUGGAGGAAGGAGGACGGAGGGCGGUUGCUGGAGGGAGCAGACUGGGUCAUCGAUGCAAUAGACAACAUAACCACAAAAGUCGAUUUGCUGAAGUAUUGCCAUGAGCACCAUAUCAAAGUGUUCUCGUCUAUGGGAGCUAGUGCAAAGACAGAUCCUACAAGAAUUCAGAUCAGUGACAUCUCGUACACCAUGUACGACCCUCUCGCACGCUCUGUUCGACGCAGGUUGCGGCUGCAGGGUGUAUCCUCGGGGAUUCCCGUUGUUUAUUCCACAGAAGUGCCCGGGGAUGUGAAGUUACUCCCCCUUCCCGAGGAAGAAUUCCAAAAAGGUGCCGUCAAAGAACUGGGAGUAUUUGACGAUUUCAGGGUGCGAAUAUUACCAGUCCUUGGCUCCCUGCCAUCGCUUUUCGGGCUGCACAUCGCGACCUACAUCCUCUGUGAGAUGGCCGGAAAACCGAUUUUGAACCCUUUGCCCAUAAAGAAUCGCAAGAAGCUUUAUGAGCGUCUCCUUCGUGAUCUUUUGCAUCGUGAAUCGAAGUUCACUGGGGAGCCGAUCAAUAAACUGCCUAUCGACGAAGAUGAUGUCGCGCUGAUAUUCGAGGACCUGCAUCUUGGUCGUUCUGUCGUGCCUCCUCAUGCUGUUCCUGCACACCCAACACUUCUGCGGUGGGAUCCAACCAAGCCACUUACUCUAGAGAACUGCGUGGUCUUUGAAUCUACGGAAGCAGAGAAGCACGUCAGAGAGUGCUUGAUGCCGCGGACAGAGGAAGCACAUCCAAGAAAAACCCCGGGAGCUGUAUGGGGAGACGAAGUGCAGGCUGUUGUAGAACGUCAUGCGGGAGACGUGGCAAAAUACAGAACGUGGGUUGGGCUAUAA
Molecule: messenger RNA, 1434 nt
Organism: Suillus fuscotomentosus
Lineage: Eukaryota; Fungi; Basidiomycota; Agaricomycetes; Boletales; Suillaceae
Exons: 6
Coding region: 1-1434 (477 amino acids)
Biological process (GO): cyclic threonylcarbamoyladenosine biosynthetic process
Cellular component (GO): mitochondrial outer membrane
Molecular function (GO): tRNA threonylcarbamoyladenosine dehydratase activity; ubiquitin-like modifier activating enzyme activity
Source: RefSeq, a predicted model, not a curated record